AUGGCCGAGGUCAUAGGCGCGGUUGCGGGUGUGAUAGCAAUCGUGGAGGUGGUGGUAAAAGUAGGCCGGUCCGUGGUCCGCAAUUGCAAAGAAACGAAGAACAUGGCCACAAACAUCAGAAGGCUUGAAUGCCAACUGCAGCAGCUGGGCGGGCGGGUGGAUCUACUAGUACAGAUAAAGAAGGAGGCAGAGCGAGGCAAUGUAUGCUUGGGGGGGUCGGAGAAGCACGUUGUCCACGAGCUGGAGGGCUGCCAGCAAGACGCGCAACGCGUGAAAGGCCAUUUGGACCAGCUAAACGCGGACCCUCAUGAGUGGGAGUCGAUGUCAAGCAUCUCGAAGGUUUGCUCCUUCUCGGAGAUGAAGCACAGCCUGCGCACUGCAGUCGGCAUUCUGAAAGACCUCUGUCCGAACAUUGAGUCGGCCGUGAGGUUGAUGCACAUGGCUCUUUCACUGCACAGCGCUCUCGCUACGGCGAGGACCGAGGCCAAGGUCGACAACCUGACAAAGGUCGCUCAUUCGACCAUGGCGUGUGCUAAACGAUACUGCAGGACGAAACAAGAAACCGUGCCGACCUCGAGUCCAUCCACCAGCAGGCCUCGAUCCCAGGAAGAACUUGAUCGCACGGCGUCGAAUGGACGCAAUGCGGACUCAGCGGGCAAGGCCUAG
Aspergillus mulundensis is the source of this 666-nucleotide messenger RNA. RefSeq lists its product as uncharacterized. The transcript has 2 exons. The record is from RefSeq and is a predicted model, not a curated record. NCBI's taxonomy places the organism in Eukaryota, Fungi, Ascomycota, Eurotiomycetes, Eurotiales, Aspergillaceae. The coding region runs from base 1 to 666 and encodes 221 amino acids.